AUAUAUAUGCGGAAAGACGUUCAAUCGUCGACGGGCGUAGCUGCGAAAGACUGGUUUGUUCGCAAUUGCAGCAGAGACAGAUUCAAUCUAGGAGAUUGCAUGAGACUGUAAAAAUGAAGGCUGGGAAGAUUUUGUUCCUUUGUCUCUCUUUGAAUGUGAUUUCCUUUGUAGUAGUGAUUGCUAAUCCACCAACAUGCCCAGCUGAUCUUGGUAAGGAAUGCAGUGAUUCAGGUGAAUGGGAUGGGGAGUUCUUUCCUGGGAUUCCAAACAUCAAGUACGAGGGCCCUUCUAGCAAGACUCGAUUUGCAUAUAAAUGGUACAAUGCGGAGGAGAAAAUCCUCGGGAAGAAAAUGAAGGAUUGGCUGAGAUUUAGUGUUGCAUUUUGGCACACAUUCCGUGGUACCGGUGGUGAUCCAUUUGGCGCGCCUACAAAGUAUUGGCCAUGGGAAGAUGGUACAAAUUCAUUGGCCAUGGCCAAGAGAAGAAUGAGAGCCAAUUUUGAGUUCAUAAACAAGCUUGGAGUUGAUCGGUGGUGCUUCCAUGACAGGGAUAUAGCCCCUGAUGGCAAAACCCUGGAGGAAAGUAAUGCAAACUUGGAUGAAGUAGUGGCCCUUGCUAAGGAACUUCAGGGAACCAAGAUCCGUCCUUUGUGGGGUACAGCUCAGUUGUUCAUGCAUCCCCGUUACAUGCAUGGUGCUGCAACAAGCUCUGAAUUGGGGGUAUAUGCAUAUGCUGCUGCUCAAGUCAAGAAAGCCAUGGAGGUAACACAUUAUUUAGGUGGAGAGAAUUAUGUGUUUUGGGGCGGCCGUGAAGGUUAUCAGACUCUCUUGAACACAGAUAUGGGACGAGAGCUUGAUCAUAUGGGAAGGUUCUUUGAGGCUGCUGUUGCUUACAAGAAGAAGAUUGGAUUCAAGGGGACAUUGCUCAUUGAACCCAAGCCUCAGGAACCUACCAAACAUCAGUAUGACUGGGAUGCUGCAACCGCUGCUAAUUUCCUUCGAAAAUAUAGUCUUAUAGGAGAAUUUAAACUGAACAUUGAGUGUAAUCAUGCUACCCUAUCUGGUCACAGCUGUCAUCAUGAGCUUGAAACUGCUAGACUCAAUGGUCUGCUGGGAAAUAUUGAUGCAAACACGGGUGACCCUCAGAUUGGUUGGGAUACAGAUCAGUUUCUCACAGAUAUUGGAGAGGCAACUCUUGUUAUGCUCAGUGUGGUUAGAAAUGGUGGACUAGCACCAGGAGGAUUCAACUUUGAUGCAAAAUUGCGAAGAGAGAGUACGGAUGUUGAAGACUUGUUCAUUGCUCAUAUCAUCGGAAUGGAUACCCUAGCUCGUGGACUUCGAAAUGUUGCCAAGCUGAUUGAGGAUGGUUCUUUAUCUGAGCUUGUUCGCAAACGCUAUGAGAGUUUUGACACAGAACUUGGGGCUCAAAUAGAGGCUGGUAAAGCGGAUUUUGAAAUGCUUGAGAAGAAAGCCUUGGAAUGGGGAGAACCUGAAGUUGCUUCGGGCAAGCAGGAACUUGCGGAGAUGAUUUUCCAGUCUGCACUAUAGGGAAAAUUAUUCGACACAGGACUAGUAGUUAUUCUCUCUUAUGUUAGGGAAUGAUACCUUAAAUUAACAAAGGACCUUAUUCUAGGAUGACAUAGACAUAUCAUGCUGUUCUGGACUGGACCAUUUCAGAAAGCAGCAUUGUAUGUAUUGAAAUAAGGGUUAGGGAUACCUUUUGUUUUCAGGUGGUUGUGGUAAAUCGCAAAAGGCCUUUGUAGUUUUGAGUAAUGCAAAAGACCUUCUAUUUUAUUUAAAUUCCUUAAAUUAGCGAA
Juglans regia (Persian walnut) is the source of this 1816-nucleotide messenger RNA. RefSeq names its product xylose isomerase. The transcript has 21 exons. Gene Ontology annotation, molecular function: xylose isomerase activity. The record is from RefSeq and is a predicted model, not a curated record. Gene Ontology annotation, biological process: carbohydrate metabolic process. The coding region runs from base 114 to 1547 and encodes 477 amino acids. NCBI's taxonomy places the organism in Eukaryota, Viridiplantae, Streptophyta, Magnoliopsida, Fagales, Juglandaceae.